This is a messenger RNA of Frankliniella occidentalis (western flower thrips), 579 nucleotides long. RefSeq names its product kinesin-like protein KIF13A. Gene Ontology annotation, molecular function: ATP binding; microtubule binding; microtubule motor activity. Gene Ontology annotation, biological process: microtubule-based movement. Lineage: Eukaryota; Metazoa; Arthropoda; Insecta; Thysanoptera; Thripidae. The record is from RefSeq and is a predicted model, not a curated record.
CGUAAAAGAUACUAAAGCCGGCAGUACUAAUAUUUAAAGAGGCCGAAGAGUUGAGCUGCAGCUGCAGAGGGGUUCCAUGUUUGGUCAGUUUAAAAGACGCGCCAGAAGACGCUAGGCCGCUAGCCUGCAUCGUGCUGCCCUCUCGCGGUGCUUCGCCUAACCUCGCUCCACCACACAAGGCGGGCAUAAAGUGACCGGUUCCUCAUCUCAGUGAAACAGAGACCCACACUAGAACAGACUCUGUGACGUAGCCCAGUCAUGUUUAGUGAAUUGCAAAUGGUGGACGUCUGUUGUCGCGAGUGUCGUGUUCCUCGAAAAUAAUGAUUUACGCGUGGUUCAUAAUGGGUUGAAGGCGGAGAAGUGUGUUAAAUCAAUUUGUAUUAUGCAAUUGCAUAUAGUUUAAUUGUUGUUUAGCUUUCACAGUAAAAGUGCAGUCAUGGCGACGGAUAAAAUUAAAGUAGCGGUGAGGGUUCGACCAUUUAACAGAAGAGAACUCGAACUUGGGACGGACUGUGUCGUCGAAAUGGACAGUGACCAGACCAUUCUGCACCACCCCAAUACCCUGGACAAGAUGGAAAG